Messenger RNA from Vigna unguiculata (cowpea), 2021 nucleotides. RefSeq names its product protein NRT1/ PTR FAMILY 7.3-like. Gene Ontology annotation, cellular component: membrane. Gene Ontology annotation, biological process: transmembrane transport. Gene Ontology annotation, molecular function: transmembrane transporter activity. The record is from RefSeq and is a predicted model, not a curated record. Lineage: Eukaryota; Viridiplantae; Streptophyta; Magnoliopsida; Fabales; Fabaceae.
UACAUGCUCAAACCUUCAUGCUCAUACCUACAUGCACAUCUCUUCCUCUUCCAACAUUCUCAUUAAUCAAUCCUAUACUCAUGGAUUGUUUCCAUUUUCUUAAGAAGAACACAGUGGAAGAAAAGGUUAAAAAGGAGGACUACACUUCAGAUGGAGCCAUCGAUCGCCAUGGUCACCCAGCAGUUCGAGAGAAAACUGGCGACUGGGUUGCUGCAAUUUUGAUUUUAGUGAAUCAAGGUCUUGCAACGUUGGCAUUCUUUGGAGUGGGAGUGAAUCUGGUGUUGUUUUUGACGAGAGUGAUGGGUCAAGACAAUGCUGAUGCAGCCAACAACGUGAGCAAGUGGACUGGCACAGUUUACAUUUUCUCUCUUCUUGGAGCCUUCCUCAGUGAUUCUUACUGGGGAAGGUACAUCACCUGUGCCAUCUUCCAGGUCAUAUUUGUCAUUGGGUUGGUGUCACUAUCGGUGUCAUCUUACAUAUUCCUACUGAGGCCAAGUGGUUGUGGAGAUAAAGAGUUACCGUGUGGAUCUCACUCAUCAUACCAAACGGUUUUAUUCUAUGUUUCCAUAUACCUAAUAGCGCUUGGAAAUGGUGGAUACCAGCCUAACAUUGCUACAUUUGGGGCUGAUCAAUUCGAUGAAGGUGAUCCCAGGGAGCAACAUUCAAAAAUAGUGUUUUUUAGCUAUUUUUAUUUGGCUCUGAACGUUGGCUCACUCUUCUCCAACACCAUAUUGAAUUACUUUGAGGAUGAUGGAUUAUGGACUUUGGGAUUCUGGGCAUCAGCUGGCUCUGCUGCUUUGGCUUUGGCUCUGUUUCUCUGUGGCACACCAAGGUACAGAUACUUCAAACCCAGUGGAAACCCUCUCCCUAGGUUUUGCCAAGUUUUUGUGGCUGCUGCAAGAAAAUGGAAUGUCAAGGUCUUGCAAGAUGAUAAACUCUACCAGGCUGAUCAACAAAUCCCAAACAAUGAAGGCAGAAAAAUGCUUCACACCCAAGGAUUUAGGUUCUUGGAUAAAGCAGCAUUUAUGACAUCAAAAAACUUGAAACAAAUGGAGGAGAAUAAAUGCAGUCCGUGGAGUCUAUCCACUGUGACACAAGUAGAAGAAGUGAAAUGCAUACUGAGACUGCUCCCAAUUUGGUUAUGCACCAUACUGUACUCAGUUGUUUUUGCUCAAAUGGCAUCACUUUUUGUGGAGCAAGGUGAUGCCAUGGACACUAGAAUCUCAAGCUUCCACAUUCCUCCAGCAAGCAUGUCCACCUUUGACAUUCUAAGUGUAGCAGUUUUCAUCUUCGUAUAUAGGCGAGUUCUGGACCCUCUGGUGGCAAGAACAAUGAAAUCAAAAGGACUCACAGAGCUUCAAAGAAUGGGAAUUGGCCUAGUCCUUGCAAUCAUGGCCAUGGUUUCAGCAGGGUUGGUGGAGCACUUCAGGCUAAAGCAUGCAAUAGAAGAUUGCAAUGAGUGUGAAGGGUCUAGUUCACUGUCCAUAUUUUGGCAGGUACCACAGUAUGUGCUGGUGGGUGCAUCAGAGGUUUUCAUGUAUGUGGGUCAGCUAGAGUUUUUCAAUGGACAAACACCUGAUGGAUUGAAGAGCUUUGGCAGUGCACUUUGUAUGACUUCAAUAUCAUUGGGAAACUAUGUUAGUAGCUUGCUUGUUGCAAUUGUGAUGAAGAUCUCAGCAAGAGAUGAGAUGCCAGGAUGGAUCCCAGGAAACUUGAACAAGGGACACUUGGACAGGUUUUACUUCCUCUUAGCAGCACUCACCACAGCUGAUCUUGCAAUCUAUGUAGCAAUGGCUAAGUGGUAUAAGUAUGUCAAAUUUCAAGGGAUCAAUCAGAAUGAAAUCAACAGAGAAGACCCUGAAUUGGGAGUGUAGACAAUUUUUUUUGUGUUGUCAACUCUUUGCUGUGACACUGGAGAAAUUCAGUUUUGUGUUUCGCCUAGUGGAGCAAAGAAUGUGUUUCUGUAUUAUAAAUAAAAUUGUAUUAUUUAUUAGCAAAUAUAUUUAAUUUGUUUUGUUGGA